AUGUUCGACACGUCCUCGUUUAAAUCGAACUCGACGUCGCCGUCGUGCCUUCAGAUGACCGAAGAGGAAUUCGAGCCAUAUGUGCGGCGGAAGCGAGCCGAAAGUGCGAAUCGCAAAAAAAUGCAGGGACUCAAUGAGCAGGAGCAAAACAUGCUUCGGAAUUCGAUCAAUAGUCGCGAGCGUCGCCGAAUGCACGAGUUGAAUCAUGAGUACGAGCUUUUGCGGAAUUGCCUUCAAAUCGACAGCAGCUCGAGCUCGGGUCGCCUCAGCAAAGCGACGACACUUAUGUUGGCGACGAAUCGAAUAACAAAUCUCACGAAUAAUCUGAAGGUGCUUGAAGCGGAAUUGAAGAAAGUGUUAGCAGAGAACGCCCUUCUCAAACUGCGCCUCGAGGAAUUGUCAAAAUCAGCGGAGAGGGCGAAAAAAUGCACCAAGUGCCAUCAAUCGGCGUGUUUUUCCGUCGAAUGCCUAACGUCUUCAUAA
This is a messenger RNA of Caenorhabditis bovis, 483 nucleotides long. NCBI's taxonomy places the organism in Eukaryota, Metazoa, Nematoda, Chromadorea, Rhabditida, Rhabditidae. The record is from the annotation of a GenBank genome assembly.